UAGACAGUAUCAGCAAUUGCAGCAUAUGCAGCAGUCACCACAGAUGAUGACGCAGUCGGAUAUUCCACUCCAACAGCAGCUCCAGCAAGAACAGCAGAGGAUGAUGAUAGCCGAGCAGCAUCAACAGCAACAAAUUGGCAGUCCCGCCCGAGGAGCACCGCCCGACAUGAUGGCAGCAGCUGCAGCGGCGGCGGCAGCUGCUGGAUACACAGGCUAUUCCACUGCAGAAAUAUCACCACCACUGCAAACCCAAUAUAACCAACAGCAGCUCCCACAAGCACCAACCUCGGCCCCUGUUAUCGUGCAAUACAGCGUCAGCAGCAUGCCUGGAGGCAACAACACUGACGACCCCAUAUUUGUCAAUGCCAAGCAAUACCACCGGAUUAUGAAGCGCAGGGAGGCGCGGGCACGGAUGGCUGCGGAGCAUAAAUUGAUUGCUAGGCGCAAACCGUAUUUGCACGAGUCCCGCCAUCGACAUGCGAUGAGGCGUCCGAGAGGACCUGGGGGCAGGUUUUUGACAUCGGCAGAGAUUGCUGAGCUGGAGAAGAACGGCGAGCUCCCCCCAUGCAACGGUGGUGGUACUGGACAUGGUCAGAAACCGUAUGAUCGUCCUGCUGCGAUGAACGACAAUGGCAGCGGUAAAGGAGGUGGUGGUGGUUCUCGAAGAAUAGGAAAUAAUAAGACUGGAAUUGCGGUUAGGAAUAUUAGCAGUGCGUCGGAUUCUAACCUGUCAUCGACAGAAGAGUAAAUACUGUGCUAUUUUAUUUUUGUUGUGGCUGCUUAUUAGAUUUUUCUUCAUUUUAUUCAUUUGUAUCUGUUUUUUCUUUCAUAUUUAUUAAAUUGUAAUUUUGUAUUUUA
This is a messenger RNA of Kickxella alabastrina, 858 nucleotides long. Its product is annotated as CCAAT-binding transcription factor (CBF-B/NF-YA) subunit B-domain-containing protein. Gene Ontology annotation, cellular component: CCAAT-binding factor complex. The record is from RefSeq and is a predicted model, not a curated record. The coding region runs from base 26 to 748 and encodes 240 amino acids. Gene Ontology annotation, molecular function: DNA-binding transcription factor activity, RNA polymerase II-specific; RNA polymerase II cis-regulatory region sequence-specific DNA binding. Lineage: Eukaryota; Fungi; Kickxellomycota; Kickxellomycetes; Kickxellales; Kickxellaceae. The transcript has a single exon. Gene Ontology annotation, biological process: regulation of transcription by RNA polymerase II.